This is a messenger RNA of Limanda limanda (common dab), 3943 nucleotides long. RefSeq lists its product as uncharacterized. Lineage: Eukaryota; Metazoa; Chordata; Actinopteri; Pleuronectiformes; Pleuronectidae. The transcript is spliced from 2 exons. The record is from RefSeq and is a predicted model, not a curated record. The coding region runs from base 40 to 1089 and encodes 349 amino acids.
GUGCGCGUGUGCGUCAGUCUCAUUCCCUCCCUGUCAACCAUGUCCCUAUAUCUCCUGGCAUUCCAGUUGAAUUCUCUGGUGUGUCUUCACCUCCUCUGCCUGCUGCUCGUCUCCUCCUCCUCAAGACUACCCAAAAAUGUUACAGUUCCAGCCAAACCCCUGACGCAGCUCAACACAACACAAGAAAACUGCUCCACUGCAUGUGACAAUGGAGGUGUUAGGAAAAAUGGAGCUGCUCAGGAGACCAGUGAUGUACAAACCAUCCCACUACUGAAGAAUUUGACCUCUAUCUCAGAGCCAGAAAGGGACCAGUCCCCACCUUCAUCCAACACUCAUACCUCUUUCGGACAAAAAUCGAAAAACACUUCAGCCUUCGUAAUUUUACCCAACCAAUCGACAGCUGGAAACAAUUUGUCCACAACCUCACCAUUCAAUCAGCAGCCUGUAUUACCAGACCACCAGCUUCCAUUACCAGAGGUGGACACUCAGCCUGUAGCCCUUCCUCCCACAGGCUCUCUCUCACAGGCUGCUCAGUCUGGAUCCAUUACAACCACUGGUAGUGCACAGCCUGAGAGGAAUGUAAACACAGCCAUUGUACUUGUGACUUCUACCGACAUAACAAUGCCUACGUCUACCACGGCAGCAUCUACAACACCAACAGCAAGACAGUCUGCAACAACAACAACAAAGUCUGCGACAACCACACAUAAAAGUCAGAGUGCAACUAUUAUUACAACAACCGCCUGUACAAAAAUGACACCUCCAACAUCACCGGCACCCGUUCCAAAACCAAAUACUGGAAUGCCCCCAAUUAACACCAUAACUGCUAACAGUGAUAUUACUCCUGCCAAUCACAAUAAUCCUGAUACCUCGGAAACAAGUGUUGCUGUUGCAGAAGUAGGAGGGGCUGCUCUGACCAGGCAGCUGGUGGAUAAAGCGUCUUUGUUUGCUGUCUUGCUCUUUGGCCUGCUCUUUUUCUUAGUCUCGGUGGCUGUGUUCAUCAUGCAGGCUUACGAGAGCUACAGGAGGAAGGACUACACCCAGGUGGAUUACCUGAUAAAUGGCAUGUACUCAGACUCUGGGGUAUGAGGGUGGAAGAAGCUAAGCACAGCUUGUGGAGGGUGUUUGUUUUUGCACCUGGAGUCAAACAUUUCAGACAGGCUGGUAACAUUAGUUUUGUGAAUUCACAUGGCGAUUCAGUUGUCUGGACCAAAAUCAACUAGCUAACUGAGUUUAAAGCAGCAUUUACUGAUUUGUUCAUCACAAAAUACUUAGUUUUUUAAACUUUCAGAUAGCAGUUACAUGACAGCUUUUACAGAUAAUGCAGCUUAAUUGUGACUUUCUUCUCUGUAUUAAUGUUUUAAAUAUCCAAGUUAUAAGUGGUUUAUAUGAGCUAGAGAAAUGAAUGAAUUGUUAACAGCCUCUCUAAAUGAAGCUACUUUGACCUUUGAAUAGAUAGAAAGUUGGCGAAAUUGCACAAACAAGAUUCAAAUUGUACUAUUUUUAUUAGAGUUGAAUUAUCCUUCAAAUGCAUGAAAUACCAGUCCAGUGAGUAGCAGAAUUGUUCUAUGAAGGAGAUCAGACCUGACAUGGCCUGGUGUGUUAAAGCCUGAUGCUUGUGUUUCAGCCCAGAAGUUUAUACAGUGGGGCAUCUGGUUUAGUCAGUUGACCAUAAAGAGAGAGUGAGACCACCAUGUCAUGUUAGUCAAAUCAUCGAGUUAACAAUGUUGUUAUCGCCUUUCAGUGAGUAAUUGUUGGCUUGGUGUUUUUCCGCUGUGUGCAUGAGCAACUGGAGCUUUGUUAGCUCACUGGGUUUAAGUCUGUAGCUGCUUGGUGAUGAUGUUAAAGAGGAAAGUCACAAACAAAAAAGUCACCUAUUUUUAUAAAUUAAACUUUCCUUUUACAAACUUCAUUAAUGGUUUCAAAAUAGUUCACAUCAGGCAGAGCAGCAGUGAUGUCUAGUAUCUGGCCAUUACAAAACCCGAAGUACAGUAAAUUCCUCAGUAGUUCUCAGCAACUCCAGUACUUACAAUUUCAAAAGGCGUUUAAUUAAAAGUAUUGUUCACCCAGAAAUAAAAAUUCACAUCUACUCACCCCUAUGCCUAUGGGGUUAACUCGAUGUUAAUGACCACCCGAGCAGUAUGGAGGCAUGUUGUGCUUUUUCUGUUUUAUUACAUCUGGAGAAGGACUCACCAUUGACUUCAGUUGUAUUGGAUUCUGCUCUAACAAAGUUUACCCCUGAGCAUCCAGAAGGGGUUUGUGGACUCAAACACUUCACCCACCCCUCCAUUGGCAUAGCGGUCAGUAGAUAAUGAGUGCAUUUUUAUUUUUGGAUGAACUAUCCUCUUAAGUUAGUUAGUUUUAUUGAGACACAUUUUUCAAAACCAGGCUCCAGCACUAUGAAGGUAGGAUUUUGAGAAGCAACAUUGUGUUACCUGGCUGUUGUUGGACAGAAAUAACUCCAGUGUUAACAGCUACAUGUAUUUGAAACUUGUCCAACUGUGGUUAAUAGAAGAAGAAGACUUUUUACCAAACACUGUACUGUUUCUUAAAAUGCUUGUGAUUUAAUUUGAAUUACAUUUAAGUCCAACAGCUUUCAUUAAUGGAAUGACAUUUCAGUCAUUUGCAAAUGUUUUCUUUGCACUGAAUCACGGGAACAGGACCAUACCAGAGAGUUGAUUUCAAUAGUGUUCCUUGCAAAAAUCAUGCAUUAUUAUCUGCAUCUUUGUCAUCUUUAUCUUGGUUUUUCAAACCUGUAUCGAUUGUUUUAGCAAAGGUAAGGUGCUCAUUAACAUGGAUUUUAACAAUUUGAGAAGAUUUGAGGGAAAUAAACCAUUUGUUUGCAUAGAGGAAAUCUUACAUAUUUACUUAAAAAUCAUGGAAAAUGGAAGCGAAAACAAAAGUAUUGUGUUAAUGUUAUUGUUUAGUGUAUGUUUUGUGUAUUAAUCUGGUUAAGUUGUUGAUUUUCAGAUUGCUUCUAUAGCUUUAUGGUGACCUUAUUACAUUUUCUCAUAUUUUUUUUAAAGAUGUUUAUAUAUCACUGAUCAACAUGAAUAGGAAGCCAUUCACCCAUCUACCUUUUAACAUAUUCCUUGGGACAAGAGGUUUCCUCACAAUGAUGACUUUCAUAUAAGUUUUAAAGAUAUAGAUUUCUGUUAAAACAAUUUGAAGAUAUGAGUUAAUUCUUCAAUUCAUAACCAUAAAAUUCUCCACUCUGUUACAUAUUUCAUAUGUAAUGGGAAUGAUCCCCCUGCUGUCAAGGUGCAUGAAUACUACUUAAAGACACUGUGGCUUGCCCGGCCACGGCCUACAGAGAACCUAUAAAUCACCUGUGUUGUCGUGGAAACAGUUGAUUGUUUGAUCUCCACCUGUGUCAGGGGGCAGUGUGCAAUUUCAGAAAAGCGUGUGUGCACGCGUGCGUGUGUGUGAAGGCAUGUGCUUUACAGCAUUGUGUCCACUUGCCUAUCGUUAAGUUCGGCGUCUGUCUCCAGGUAGCCUCUCUUGAUUGCUGGUUCCCUUUUCGUUCCAUGCCGAUGAAGGACUGGGUUAAGUGUUUCAGUCCACAAGAGACUAUGAUAAACAUAUUCUCUGUAUGUGUUGAACAUAUUAUAGUUAUGAACAUGAUAUGAUAUUAUGAUUAUGGACAGAUUUCUUAAUCUGUCAUUAACCGCAAUAAUUUUUCAGUGUUUUAACCAGAAAAACAUUGGUGACUUCACAGAAGUCUGUUUCUAAGCUGCAUAAUCAAAUGCCUUUAUUACUUUACCAAAUAUUUUCUGAUGCACAUUACUGUAUGACAAAGCCAAGUGAAACAUAAAGCCAUUGUCAGAUUGUAUCUGACUGAAAGGAAGAUGCAUUAAUUGAUCUAAAAACUCACGCAGCAGAUGUCCUUAAAUUAAGUUUUUUUAAAUGUAUUUCUGUAAUAUACAUUGUAAUAAAAAUUGUA